AUGUUACUCAGGGGGUGUUAUAGCUAUUCCUUAUAUAAAAAAAAAACAUGUCUUCUAUUUGUAGAAUACGAAAAAAUUGUUCAAACAUUUUAUAAUCAAUUAGCGCUCUAUUCCGAUAAUAAUGUUGAUCAUACACUAUGUGAACUAUUGAUUCAAACAUUGAAUGAAUCAUUGAAAACGAAUAAUGAUGCAUACAGUCUUCAUGAAUCUGUAUUAAAAUUGAGUCCAUUCAAUUUAAAUCAAUUAUUAGAACGAUCUUAUUCUCGAUCGACAAAUUCAAAAAAUCUAACAAAAAUAUCUUAUGAUGAAUUUCUAAAAUUAGCAUUUACAACAUAUCUAAAUUCAAUGAAAAAGAUUACUUAA
Didymodactylos carnosus is the source of this 363-nucleotide messenger RNA. Lineage: Eukaryota; Metazoa; Rotifera; Eurotatoria; Philodinida; Philodinidae. The record is from the annotation of a GenBank genome assembly.